This is a messenger RNA of Penicillium mononematosum, 1509 nucleotides long. RefSeq names its product deadenylation-dependent mRNA-decapping factor PAT1. Gene Ontology annotation, molecular function: RNA binding. The transcript is spliced from 2 exons. The coding region runs from base 1 to 1509 and encodes 502 amino acids. Gene Ontology annotation, cellular component: P-body. The record is from RefSeq and is a predicted model, not a curated record. NCBI's taxonomy places the organism in Eukaryota, Fungi, Ascomycota, Eurotiomycetes, Eurotiales, Aspergillaceae. Gene Ontology annotation, biological process: P-body assembly; deadenylation-dependent decapping of nuclear-transcribed mRNA.
AUGCCGGUGAUCACUAACCCGCAGCAACUCAUGCAUCUCACGGAAGAGCAACGUCAGGCUUAUUUGGUGGAAGAUGCUAAGCGGGCAAAGCGCAACCACAAGAUCUUCCUCCUUUCCCGAGGCAAUGGUUUGAUGACACCGCAGGACAAGAAUUUCAUCACCCGUAUCCAGUUGCAACAGCUGGUUGCGGCUGCUGGAAAUGUCGCAGAUUCAGAUCCCGAGGCCGUGCUGGCGGAGGACUUCUACUACCAGGUGUACAGCCAGAUCCGUGGCGCACCGCGCCAACACCCCCACCAGCCCCUUGGUCAUUUCGCCCAGACUUAUCUGCUCCAAACAGGUAACCGUCUCGGUGGGCACCGUCGGGGCAAUUUCCAGAGCGCCGAUAACCACAUGCAGCGAAUGCAGCAGCAGGUCCAGCGUGCCGUAGAGGCGGCUAAGGCCAAGCCCAAGAAUAAGCAGCUCAUUAUCGAGGGCAGCUUGGGCAAGAUCUCAUUUAGCAAUGCCAAGGCGCCCAAGCCGAUGCUGAAUAUUAAGCGCCCUGAUAGCUCAGAGGGACCUAAGCCCAAGAAGCAGUCGGAUCUGAGUCUCAGUGACCGCAAGUCGAUCCUUACGAAUCUCGAAGGUGUUUACAGUGCAUUGAUGGCAAUGGAAGAUAUGGAGCGCACGAUGCCGCCACCCCCCGAGGAAGGCGACGCCGAGGCAAUCCAAGAGCACAUGGAAUGGAGACAGAAGCUUCACUCGCUGAACCAGAAGUUGUGGCGGUCAUUGAAAGUGAUGGAACCAAUUGUGCCCAACUCGACGACACCCCACCCCUUUAUCGCAUUCUUGUCAUACCCCAAGGGCAAGAAGGCCAUUCCUCGCAUCUUCCGUCACAUUGACCAGGAACAGCGUGUCACUAUCCUCACCAUGAUUGUUGUCCACCUGGAUAGCUUAGAUGUGGUCCGUCUUGCUCAGCCCGUACCGGGUGAGGCCCAGCCAUCGCUCGGUGUGCGCGAAGCUAUUGACCUGUUCUCAUUGGCCGUCAUGCCCUGCCUUUUGGGAUAUGUGAACGAGGCACCAUUCAACAUUAUUAUUGGCCUUUUGGGAUUGGUCAUUAACCAAACCCAUGUGCAGAGCGUCGCUCGCACCAAGGUCGGAUUGGGCAUUUUGACCAUGUUGCUCAGUCGUGCCGAGAUCGUCAAGGAGGCCGGUCAGGCUUCCGAGCACGAUUGGCAGCAGUGGGUUGAGAAGUUCAAUGUGUUAUUUGAUACCUUGGAACUCGGAUUGAAUGACAUUUUCCCCGGAUCGAUCAGCUCCGGUGACGAUAUGUAUGUGUGGCAGUUCCUUGCCGCCGUGGGCAUUGGCGCCAGUCCUGAGCAACAACAACGUCUGGUUAUUGCCGUGAAGGACCGUGUCAUGGAAACCGUGGGAUAUAGCAAGACCCUUCCUGCCGACAUGGGCAGUCAGCGUCUGAACAACGUCAACCUUUUCAUGCGGGCCAUUGGUCUGGACGUUGAGCUCCUUGGUUAA